Fibroporia radiculosa is the source of this 1797-nucleotide messenger RNA. RefSeq lists its product as uncharacterized. Gene Ontology annotation, cellular component: fungal-type vacuole lumen. The record is from RefSeq and is a predicted model, not a curated record. The coding region runs from base 1 to 1797 and encodes 598 amino acids. The transcript has 13 exons. Gene Ontology annotation, molecular function: metallocarboxypeptidase activity. Lineage: Eukaryota; Fungi; Basidiomycota; Agaricomycetes; Polyporales; Fibroporiaceae.
AUGGGAAAUGCUCAGCUGCCCAUCAGUCGAGUCGACGUGAAGGGCCGCGCCCUUCAUACAAAGGCUGCUAACACUUCGAAGUCGACCUUCGCUUCGGUUUUACGUGCCGCACUCCUCGUUUUCUGCAUCUUUGCUCUCGGAGCAAGAGUCUUCUCUAAUGUCAUCGGCAUCAACAUUCGCGAAGCAAGCGAAUCUUGGCUCGCCUUCAAUGACGAUUUCAUGGCGGAGACUUGUCCCCAGUCCUCUCCCAUCUCUCCCUCCUCGGAGUUGAUGGCAGAGCUCGACGCCGAAUAUGCUACCGAGGAGUUUAAGAUGUAUGCCGUUGGGAGCCUUAGUGGAGCUGUCCAGAUACCCACGCAGAUGUAUGAUGACCUGAAACCACCCGGUCAGGACCCUCGAUGGGAGAUUUUCGGCGAGAUGCACGCAUAUCUUGAGAAGAGAUUCCCCUUGGUCCAUUCGAAGUUGCAGAAAACAACGGUCAAUCUUUACGCGCUCGUUUACCAUUGGCAGGGAACCGACGACACUCUCAAACCCAUGCUCUUGACAGCACAUCAAGACGUGGUUCCUGUUGAGCCGCUCACUUGGGACGAAUGGGUUCAUCCUCCAUUCUCAGGGUACUACGAUGGGGAGUGGAUUUGGGGAAGAGGCAGCUGUGACGACAAGCCCGGUCUCAUUAGUACAUUGACUUCCGUUGAGAAGCUCCUCGAGAAAGGCUUCCAACCCAAGAGAUCUAUUGUGCUCGCGUACGGCAUGGAUGAGGAACGUAGUGGUGUCGCAGGUGCGACUGCCAUCAGAGACUACCUCUUGCCCACGUAUGGCGAAGACGCGUUCUCUAUCAUUGUUGACGAAGGCGGAGGAUACUCUUCCCGCGGCGAUGCCCUCAUGUCAAGCCCUGCCGUUGCGGAGAAAGGCAAGCUGGAUGCGCGGGUGGAGCUCUCUGGUCCUGGCGGACAUUCCAGCGUCCCUCCCCUUCACACUACCAUUGGUAUGCUCGCCAAGCUGAUCACGCAUAUCGAAGCGAACCCCCACACGGUACACCUGAACCGAACCUCUACAUAUUAUAAGCAGCUACAGUGUCAAGCUGAAUAUGAUCCCAUGAUGUCCGGCCGCAUGAAGAAGCUGAUCAAGAGGUCGCUGAAGAGCAACAAAGCGUUGAAGAAGUUGGAGGAAGAGCUAGCGAGCACGGACCGAAUGUACCCUCCUCUCUCUGGAACCACGCAGGCCAUUGAUAUCAUCCAUGGCGGUGUCAAGUCAAAUGCCCUCCCCGAGAACGCAUACUUCAUCAUGAACCACAGAAUCAAUACAGUCAGCUCCGUCUCUGACGUCAAGUCUCAUAUUACGGAGACCAUCGGACCUUUGGCGGUGGGCAUGAACUUGUCUGUGGAUGCCUUCGGGGUGCAGUACGGGCCUUUCUCUACAGAGGCUGCGUAUGGACAUAUGCAGAUUACGGACGCUUACGGCACACAGUUGGAGCCUGCUCCUGUUACGCCGACGUUUGGCAGCGGUCCAUACGAGCUCCUCGCUGGGACGAUCAUUAGCUCUUUGAGUACCUCAAAGCGGUCAGACACUCCUAAAAAGGUUUUCCUUGCGCCUAGUCUUUCUACGGGAAACACCGAUACUAGACACUACUGGAAGCUAACCAAGCACAUUUUCCGCUACGGACACACAUUCGGUGACGACAGCUACAACGGUGCACACACUGUGAACGAGGCGAUGCGGGCGGACGGGUUGCUGGAGGUCAUCCGAUUCCACACUCGAUUGAUUCUGAAUGGCCAUGACUCGACCCUCCUCGAGUAG